UUACUCUCUCCUUUUAUCAUUUCAGAUAUACGUCAACAAUUAUGCGAUCAGUUAAAAGGAUUAGAGGUGAAACUGGAUGUCCAGACUGCCAUAGUUUCCGAGUUACAGGAAUUCUUCCGGAGAAGGGCUGAAGUAGAAAUGGAAUAUUCUAAGAGUUUAGAUAAAUUGGUCAGACAGAUGAUCACUCGACAUAGAGCUGAAAAACAGAAACAAGAACAAUGGGCUACAUUCUCUACCUACGCCUGCUGGAAACAUCUCCUGGGUAUCACACGUAAACAGAGUCAAGAUCAUCAGAAAAUUGGUGAAAUUUAUAAUAAUCAGAUGAUGACCAGAUUAACAGAAAUUGUAGAUAAUUCACAGAGAAUAUUCAAAAAGUGUCGUGAUAUCGGUGCUGAAUCUCACGCUGACAUGUUAAAAGCAUUAAAUGAAUUACAAAGUGCAAUGAAAACAUAUCAUGCCUACCAAUCAGAGAGUAAACAAGCAGAACAGAAGUUACGGAAUGUGGAAUCGCAGAAAAAUAAAGUAGAACAACAGUUAACUGGUAAAAAUACAUCCAGUAGGAAAUUGAAAGGCUUGGAACGACAGGCAGAAAAGCGUCAAGCCAAGUAUUCUGAUAAUAAAUUAAAAGCAUUGAAAGCUCGUAAUGAGUAUUUGUUAUCAAUAGAAGCAGCUAAUGCAGCCAUCAGUAAAUAUUUCUCAGAUGAUAUUUCAGAUCUCAUGGAUUGUAUGGAUUUUGGUUAUCAUAAUUCCUGUGGACGUUCAAUGAUGAUGUAUCUAUCUGUUCAUGAACAUUUAAAAAAUACCCAUCAAACAGCUAUAGAUUCUUUAAAUAAAUGUAUAUCUGAUCUCGACUCGCGGGCUGAUAAACAGAAAUUCAUGGAACUAAAUAAUUCAGUUUUUAUGUUGCCCAAAAAAUUUGAAUUUCAACCUUUUAAAGGUGAUGAGGUUCGUCAAAUUAGUGCUCAGAAACCAGUUCAAGAAGAUUUAGUUGGUCGUUAUCAAGGUAUCUGUGAUAGGUUAGACUGUCUGAAAGUAGAAAAUGAUGAGAUUUGGAAGACAUUAGAACUAACAGAGAAAGCUCUAGUUGAUGCCAGUCAAGAUAAAGAUUAUGAUAUUACCAAGUGUUUUAUAGAAGAUAAUCCUCCAGUCAAAUCACCCCAGGAAUCAGCCAAACAGAAAGCUGAUAUGUUAGAAACAGAGAGUUAUUAUUUAUCUAAAUUCCGAGAGUAUACAUUAAGUUGUAAUCGGUUAUCACGUCUACAAGCUAAACAGUCAGCCAUACAGAAAGCUCUUGGUGAUAAUGUUCUAUCUCCGCCCCCAUCAUUGCCACCAAAACCUAUCAAACGUAGACUAGGACGAACACCUAAUGUAGGACAACCUAAGUUAUUUGGUGGAAGUUUAGAGGAGUAUAUUGAAGCUACAGGACAAGAAAUACCAUUAAUUAUUAAGAGUUGUAUACGAGUUAUUAAUCUAUAUGGUUUACAUCAUCAAGGGAUAUUCCGUGUUUCUGGUUCUAUUGUAGAAAUCAAUGGUUUUAAAGCUACUUUUGAAAAUGGUGAAGAUCCUCUGUUAGAUAUGGUAGAUGCUAGUGAUAUUAAUUCUGUGGGAGGAGUUUUAAAACUUUAUUUCCGAGAAUUACGAGAACCAUUAUUCCCUCUACAUUUAUUUGAUGAACUUGUUAACUGUUCACGGGAGGAAGAUAUAACAGCUCGUGUAGAAAGAAUCAAAUAUUUAAUUUCAACUUUACCUAGAGCUGUUAUAAUAGUUAUGAGAUAUCUUUUUGCUCAUUUAAAUCAUAUAUCGGAGUAUAGUGAUGAAUCUAUGAUGGAUCCCUAUAAUCUAGCUAUAUGCUUUGGACCAACUUUAUUACCUAUACCACCAGAUCGUGAUCAGGUAUCAUAUCAGAGUAGUGUUAAUGAGAUCAUUAAAACUAUUAUUAUAUAUCAAGAAGAUAUCUUCCCUAAUGAUGGUGGUGAGGUAUAUGAGAAGUGUAUUGUAGAGGGAAAAGAGAAAGAUGAUACAUUAGAUGAAGAUGAUGAAACAUGUUCUACACCUAGUGAUGAAGAUGAACCUGAUAUAAUAGAAGCUACAGCAUUGUAUGAUUUUGAGGGAAGAACAGAUCGUGAGUUAUCGUUUAAGAAAGGUGAUAUACUGGUUAUCUAUCAACAAGUCUCUAGUGACUGGUGGGAAGGAGCAUUUCAAGGAAAAGAAGGAUUGAUUCCUGAUAAAUAUGUUACUUGGAAACAUUCAAGGUAA
Messenger RNA from Lottia gigantea (owl limpet), 2256 nucleotides. RefSeq lists its product as hypothetical. The transcript is spliced from 15 exons. The record is from RefSeq and is a predicted model, not a curated record. Gene Ontology annotation, cellular component: cytoplasm. The annotation marks the transcript as partial. Gene Ontology annotation, biological process: signal transduction; negative regulation of cell migration. Lineage: Eukaryota; Metazoa; Mollusca; Gastropoda; Lottiidae. Gene Ontology annotation, molecular function: protein binding.